This is a messenger RNA of Ornithorhynchus anatinus (platypus), 2982 nucleotides long. It is a transcript of the gene MYZAP, whose product is annotated as myocardial zonula adherens protein. Bases 51 to 2540 code for a protein of 829 amino acids. Gene Ontology annotation, biological process: transcription elongation by RNA polymerase II; maintenance of ER location; intracellular signal transduction. The record is from RefSeq and is a predicted model, not a curated record. Gene Ontology annotation, molecular function: transcription elongation factor activity. The transcript has 15 exons. Gene Ontology annotation, cellular component: intracellular anatomical structure; nucleus; nuclear envelope. Lineage: Eukaryota; Metazoa; Chordata; Mammalia; Monotremata; Ornithorhynchidae.
GUGUGUGUCUGUCGGGGGGUGCGGGUGCGGGCGCGCGCGCGGGUCGGGGGAUGCUGCGGUCGGGCUCGUCGGUGACCGUGCUGUCGGGGGGCUCCGGACGGACGACCAACGUCUGUAGACUCCGCCUGACCUUACCUCCGGACCGUCCGGCCCCGGAGCAGAAAGGACAGAAGGAUGAGAGGAAGGAGCCACGUCCGGACCCCUCCAACGGGGAGCCUGCCAAGAAGCCCCCCCAUGGGGUGGUCUACGGGGUGGUCCGCAGGUCAGACAGCAACCAGCAGAAGGAGAUGGUGGUGUAUGGGUGGUCGUCCAAUCAGCUGAGGGAAGAGAUGAACUACAUCCAAGACGUGAGAGCCUCGCUGGAGAAGGUCCGGAAGCGGAUGUGCGGAGACUACGAUGAGAUGAGACACAAGAUCGAGCAGCUGACCAGGGAGCUGGAGGUAUCCAGCGUCCGCCAGGACUAUCUCCAGAGCCACAUCCAAACCCAGGCCGCGGCCUUGGACAGCUUCGACCGCCUGAAUUCUUCCUUGGCUGCCGACUCCGUCGGCCUACAGAAGUCUCUGGUGGACGUGACGCUGGAGAACAGCGGCAUCAAGGAGCAGGUGCGGAAUCUGCAGCGGGCACACGAGGCCUCCGUGGAGAAGCUGCAGGAGAAGCAGUGCCAGCUCGAGCUGGCCCAAGUCGAAAACCAGCUGCUGAAGCUGAAGGUGGAGUCGUCCCAGGAGGCCAGCGCGGAUGUGAUGCGGGAGGUCACCCGGAGGCUGUACAGCCAGUACGAAGACAAGCUGAAGAAGGAGCAGGAGAAGCACGAGGCGGAGAAGGAGGCCUUGAUGGAGGAGACCAACCGCUUCCUGAAGGCCAUGGAAGAGGCCAGCGUAAAGAUGCAGGCGGCGGAGGCCAGCCUGGAGGAACGAGACCGCAGGGUCGGGGAGCUGGACCGGCUCGUGGAGCGCAUGGAGAAGGAGCGUCAGCAGCUGCAGCAGCAGCUCUUGCAGCACGAGAGAGAAAUGUCGCGGGAGACGACUCAUCCCCAUCCCGACCGGGAAAGGUACCGGCAGCUGGAAGAGUCGGCCGCCGGCCUCCGGGAGCGAAUCCGACACCUGGACGACAUGGUGCACUGCCAGCAGAAGAAAGUCAAGCAGAUGGUGGAGGAGGUGGAGUCGUUGAAGAGGAAGGUGCAGCAGAAACAGCUGUUCAUCUUGCAGCUGCUGGAGAAGAUAUCUUUCUUAGAAGGCGAGAAUAAGGAACUGCAGGACCGCCUGGACUAUCUCAACGAGACCCGAUCACAGGCUGAGGUGGAAACCAGAGAGAUCGGGGUGGGCUGUGACCUCGCUCCCAGGAAGUUUGUCAGCAAGCUGCCGGACCAAGGGAAGCGGAUCGUCGGCUCGGUGGCGCGGCUGAAGGCCGCCCUGGCGGAGCGGCGGGAGGAGGGGGCUUCCCCCGAAGGUCCGGCCGCGGCUCCGCAGGCGCGCGGGUCCCGGAGCCCGGACGGGGGAGCGGCUCUCGGACGGCUGCCGGGACGGACGCAGACGAGCCGGGACCCACCCGGGCGCUCUGAGGACACGUCGGGACAAGCCCGGGUACCCCAGGACCCUCACGCGCAAAUGUGCCGGGAUCCCGGCGGCACCGUGGCCCCCGGGCCGGGCCGGGGCGAGGACCCGCCGAGGCAACCGCGGACGCAUCAGGGGCCGCACGGCAUCUCGGUGCCCGUUCGUGGCCGCCGGGAGGACACGGGGCGCCCGGAAACGUUCCGGGAGCGGCGUGGCACCGGGGCGCCCGUGUCCGACCUCCGCGAGGACACGUCGGGACACACAGAGACCCGCCGGGAACCGCGGGGCACCCGCUCUCGGGACACGUCGGGGCACGCGGAAACACGUCGGGGGCCGCGCGGCCCCGUGGCCCCCGUUCCCGCCCGCCGCGACUCCGGGGGCAGCGGGACCUCGGGCCGGGGUCCGGCCGCCGGCCCCCCUGGGGGAAGCGGCCCCGGGGACGUCCGGCAGAGCUCCGAAGAGGCGCUGAUCGCCGGCCUCCAGAGGGUCACUCUGGCGGAGGGCGUGGGGCGGGCCCCGUCGGGAGCCGCCGGCGUCCCGUCCGGGAGUACCGGCCGCCGGCCUCAGAUAAAGCCGCACUUCCUGGAGGUCCUGGAGGCCCACGCUCACAACCCCGGGCCCCCCAGGCCCGGGUUUAAAACCAACGUGCUGCCGGCCCCGGCCGGAGAGCCCCCCGCCGGGCCGCGUCCCCCACGUCCAGGGGCGGAGGAGAGGCGGCUCAGGGAGAGGAAGCACCUGGAUGACAUCACCGCGGCCCGGCUGCCCCCGCUGCACCACCAGCCCGCCCAGUUACUGUCUCUGGAGGAGUCGUUCGCCAUCCAGCAGCGGCAGCAGCGGAGAUACGAGGAUCUACAAGCCAAACUGGCAGCACAGAAACUCGCCGAAAGGCUGAACUUUAGGAUGCUGGAGAGCUACCGUCCCGGGCCCGAGGCCUCGCUCGGUUACCGAGAGGCGAGAGACGAAGACGACGGUGACUCCUCAGAGGACUGAUUUGGGAGGGGACCGAGGGCCCGGCCUCCCACCUGUCCCUCCUGGAGCCCCGGAGAGCCGCUGGGCGACUCCUGAAGCCCGGCCCCUGACGGGGAAUCCGACAGCCGUGCCAACCAGGGGGUGUGAUCACCCCGGUCUUCCCACUCGGGCGGCCGGCAGGAACUUCAGACUUCGGUGGGGGGCCGGGGGCGGUUCACCGUGACCCCCCGCCCUCAAGUAUCACCGGAAGACCCAGCCAAAGGCCUGUUCCCGUUAGAGUCGACUCAAUGUUUUAUACUUAGCCAGGUGCUGCAUUUCCCCCUGUUUCAUUAGAAGAUUCUGCGUUGGGUUUUAUGCCGUUUCAGUUUAGGUUCUUCUCCUUCCCUUCCCACCACCUGGGUCCUCGCUCGCAGGGCAAACUUCAUUCUUUUCCCCCUCAGCAACACAGAUGAUAAUGAUAGUA